Terrapene triunguis (Three-toed box turtle) is the source of this 4680-nucleotide messenger RNA. RefSeq names its product glutamine rich 1 (gene QRICH1). Bases 1609 to 3924 code for a protein of 771 amino acids. The record is from RefSeq and is a predicted model, not a curated record. The transcript is spliced from 11 exons. NCBI's taxonomy places the organism in Eukaryota, Metazoa, Chordata, Testudines, Emydidae.
GCGCUGGGGGCGAGAGCGGCUGGUGCGGGGCCUGCUGCCGCCGCGGCGUGUGCAGCUGGAGAGCGGCUCUGCUGGGCCGCUGCGCAGGACCCCACCGGGCGGGCGGCCCCCCGGGAGCGCCCGGCCCCCGAGCCCGGCCGAGGGGUCUGGUCACGGGCCCGCAAGGGGCUAGAGCUCCUGCCUGAGUGACUGUCAUUUCCUGCCCUGUCCGUCCCAGCAUCUUGCCCCGGGCGUGGGGCUGGCCAGUUGUCCGCAGCUCUGGCUGACCCCAGACUUCUCUGGCCUGGAAGUUGUGUAUCCACCCCAGGCACUGCUACAGCGCAGCUGGGCCCGCUCUCGCUUUUAGGGAACGUCAAGCGGAGAUAUACAGUAGAUCUUCAGACCAGGCCUUGUCUAUUCAGAGCCUUGGAAAAGCGCUGAGGCUCCUGAGUCCAGACAUCUCUAUUUUAGAGACAAAGCAAAGGUCGUAGUUGCUUAAAAGUUGCUUAUAUGCGGUGAAAACUGUUCACGAGAUCAACCUUACUAAGCAAUCUCCUGUCCUAGGAGACCUCUGCAAAUUGAGUACCAGCUUGCUGCUCAUUUAUUGGAGAACAUCUCCAGUAAGCACCUGAUGGGUCAGGCUCUUGAGUGGUCUCUUAAGAAAGUUUUGCUGCAUUGCACAAAACCUUAGUAUAUUUUGUAAAGUGGGUGAGUGGUUCAGUAAAGUACUAGUCAAGUCUGUUUACAGUUUUGUGUUUGUUAGCUGCAGCAAGAGAAGCAGAUAUUUUACAUAGCUAAAUUAAGAGGGGUUUAAAAAAGUCUUGAGGUGUAACCCACCAUUUAACAGAUGUGUAUGGAGUUUAGCCUUCUUCCCCUUUAACACUGACUCUUUUUUUUUUUAGUUUUUGUUAUCUCCUCAGAGAGCCUUAAUUGGACUACUGGUCCCCAGCUCUGCCUAGUUACUCUAUUCUACCUUGAACACUUGUGAGGAGAAAGGAGCAAGAAAAGGCCUCUGGACCUUAUGGCAAUAUUUUUUUCCCCCACUGCUGCCUUGUUCUAAGUUUCAAUAACUCCAGUGUCCAUUGAAAAGUGUUAUGUCAGUUCCAGCACAGGUCUCUGUCUCAGAGAAGAACAUUCUGAACUCUACAAAAGAUGUACAUGGAGAUCUGUUUGUUUUAAUACAUGUUCUUAAAAUCUGGAAGUAAAACAAACUGGUUAGGAAUUGGGCAUGUCUUGUAAUAAUUAGUUAGGAACUAUCUAUUAAGGGUGUAGCAUUAUUAUGAUUAUAUUCAUUUUGUGUUUUUCAUUUUCUUAAGUCUCUUUUUAAAAUACAAUUUAACUUUAAAAAAAGAAAAGAAAAAAAAACUGGGGAUAGAAAGGGCUUCUUUGUUCUGUCUUCUCCAGAAUGUUACAAGUCUAAGAGCUCAGGACAAGUGCAGCAGAAAUACCUGCAACAUGGUGACUGUGAGGUUUAAUACUCAUUUCAGAAUUUGUUGAUGAAGGCCUGGUGGUCUGCUGCAGCACUGAAAACAUAUUCGCAAGGCCAGGGUUUCAUGCUGGUUUCAGCAUGGGUGUAGAUAGUGUCAAAUGUUUUCUUCCUGAGAGAAGGAAUCCUAAGGACCUUGCAAUAUGAAUAAUUCUCUGGAGAACACCAUUUCCUUUGAAGAAUACAUCCGUGUGAAAGCACGAACAAUCCCUCAGCACAGGAUGAAGGAGUUUCUCGACUCUCUUGCUUCCAAGGGGCCUGAAGCUCUCCAGGAGUUCCAGCAGACAGCCACCACCACCAUGGUAUAUCAACAAGGUGGAAACUGCAUUUACACGGACAGCACAGAGGUGGCCGGAUCUUUGCUUGAGCUUGCCUGUCCCGUUACAACCAGUGUCCAGCAGCAAACCCAGCAAGAGCAACAGAUACAGGUUCAGCAGCCACAACAGGUCCAGGUACAAGUCCAGGUCCAGCAGUCCCCACAACAGGUCUCUGCCCAGCAGCUCUCUCCCCAGCUCACUGUCCACCAAGCCUCAGAGCAGCCGAUACAGGUCCAAGUUCAGAUCCAAGGCCAGGCACAGCAGCAGGCGUCCCAGACAAUACAGAGUCAGUCUCUUCAGAGCCCUAGCCCAUCUCAGCUGCAAGCGGCUCAAAUCCAGGUGCAGCAUGUACAGACUGCCCAACAGAUCCAGGCCACUGAGAUCCAGGAGGAACACAUACAGCACCAACAGAUCCAGGCCCAGCUUGUGUCUGGACAGGCCAUUGCUGGUGGCCAACAGAUCCAGAUCCAGACAGUUGGGGCACUGUCACCUCCACCUUCUCAGCAGGGCUCACCACGGGAAGGCGAACGGCGGAUCGGCACCGCUAGUGUCCUUCAGCCAGUGAAGAAGCGUAAAGUAGAUAUGCCUAUUACUGUGUCAUAUGCUAUUUCAGGGCAGCCAGUUGCCACAGUGUUGGCCAUUCCUCAAGGCCAGCAGCAGAGUUAUGUAUCUUUAAGGCCGGACUUAUUAACAGUGGACAGUGCCCACCUAUACAGUGCCACUGGGACCAUUACUAGCCCCACUGGAGAGACUUGGACCAUCCCUGUUUACUCAGCUCAGCCACGUGGUGACCUUCAGCAGCAAAAUAUAACCCACAUCGCCAUCCCCCAGGAGGCCUACAAUGCUGUCCACGUCAGCGGCUCGCCAACAACGCUGGCUGCUGUGAAGCUGGAGGAUGACAAGGAUAAGAUGGUGGGAGGUGCAUCUGUAGUGAAAAACUCACAGGAGGAAGUGGUGCAAACUAUCGCUAACUCGCUCUUUCCAGCACAGUUCAUGAAUGGCAACAUCCACAUUCCAGUGGCAGUGCAGGCCGUGGCAGGGACGUACCAGAAUACAGCUCAGACAGUGCACAUAUGGGACCCGCAGCAGCAACAGCAGCCCACACCCCAAGAGCAGGGGCAGCAGCAGCAGCUACAAGUGACUUGUUCUGCUCAAACUGUUCAGGUAGCUGAAGUGGAGCCACAGCCACAGCCUCAGCCUUCACCUGAACUCCUGCUUCCGAAUUCUCUGAAGCCAGAAGAAGGGCUCGAAGUGUGGAAAAGCUGGGCACAGACCAAGAAUGCCGAGCUGGAAAAGGAGUCUCAGAACAGGCUAGCCCCUAUUGGCAGACGCCAGCUGCUGAGAUUCCAGGAAGAUCUCAUCUCCUCUGCUGUGGCUGAGUUGAAUUAUGGGCUAUGCUUGAUGACACGAGAAGCUCGCAAUGGUGAAGGCGAACCAUAUGAUCCAGAUGUACUCUACUAUAUCUUCCUAUGUAUUCAGAAGUAUCUCUUUGAAAAUGGACGAGUAGAUGACAUUUUCUCGGAUCUCUAUUAUAUACGGUUUACCGAGUGGUUACAUGAAGUUCUCAAGGAUGUACAGCCCCGGGUCACCCCUCUUGGUUAUGUCCUCCCCAGCCAUGUAACAGAAGAGAUGCUGUGGGAGUGCAAGCAGCUGGGAGCUCACUCUCCUUCCACCUUGCUCACUACACUGAUGUUCUUUAACACCAAGUACUUCCUGUUGAAAACGGUAGACCAGCAUAUGAAGUUGGCCUUCUCCAAGGUCUUGAGGCAGACCAAGAAGAACCCUUCCAAUCCCAAGGAUAAGAGCACGAGUAUCCGGUACCUGAAGGCACUUGGCAUACACCAGACAGGCCAGAAAGUUACAGAUGACAUGUAUGCAGAGCAGACUGAGAAUCCAGAGAACCCCCUGCGGUGCCCCAUAAAGCUCUAUGACUUCUACCUCUUCAAAUGCCCCCAGAGUGUGAAAGGCCGGAAUGACACGUUUUACUUAACUCCGGAGCCGGUGGUAGCCCCCAACAGCCCGAUCUGGUAUUCCAUCCAGCCAAUCAGCAGAGAGCAGAUGGAGCAGAUGCUCACUCGGAUCCUGGUGAUACGAGAGAUUCAGGAAGCUAUUGCUGUGGCUAAUGCCAGCACCAUGCACUAAGGCAUCCUUCCCAGCUCAGAGGGGGUGGGGUGGUGGGGGGAUGACGAGCAAGGAUAAAUUGUACAGACUUUUACACUAAAGGAGAUGCCUACGUUUUGUUUUUUAUUGGUGUAGUUAUGAAGCCCUUUUAGGCUUCUUCUGUUUAAAAGAAUCUAAAAGGAAAACCUACCCAUUGUGUAUCCUACCAAACACACUGAGCUGUUAGAACCAUUGGAGGCUGCAUUUCUCUGCCAGCUCAGAGCUGUUGAAACUGCUGGUUGACUUUGGUUUUUUAUGAUGUAGAAAACAGAACAUGAGCUAUGGGAUUGGCCUGGAUGGCUGGGGCCUCUGAUGCCUCCUCAGAGCACGUGCAGCCUGGAGAGCGCAGAAUGAUGGAUGGACCUGCUCAGCCAGCCAAGGAGAGGCAGGUGUCUCUCCUUUGUGCUCAGACAUUAAUUUGCUGUUGUCCUGGAAGAAGAAGAAGGAGGAGGAGGAGAGUGAACUGCAAUUAUGAUUUCUAAAAAACAAUUUCUAUUCAGACCUUUAAGUGACAUUUUUAGAUGUUAAAAGUAAAAAAAACAAAAAACAAAAAAAAACAACUUUACCACACCUUCUUUUUUUGGCCUGACAUUGAGGCCUUAAACCUUGAGGCUCCUGUGCCUGCUGGAGUUCUUGUACCAUACACUUGUGUAUCAUAUAAAGAUACCGCCCUGUUUCUCUUAUGUAUUCUUACUCUAGUUGUUUAUUAAGAAUGACGAGCACGUCUUUUCAACAUGC